AUGUCCAACCAACUUGAAGAUGAUCUACGUCGCGUAUUGCAACUUGCACGAGCUCACAAGAAUAAAGAGGCAAAGAGUAUAAACAAUAACAAUCUUCGACGCCAUCGACACGGUCAAUUCUUGUCUCAAUCCAAAGAAGGACAACAGUCAUUGUUAACUGCUACAGUGCAAGGUCUUUCAGCAAUUGAUAAACUUGACUCGAAUACACGCCACAUCGGAGACUGCAGCAGCAAGUCUGUCUUGUAUCAUCGCGAUAAGGAGAUUUCGGAAGAUGAUGAAGAGGGGUUACAACAACGUUUAGACGCUCGACGUACGUUGUACAAACGACACUUUACAGGUGUUCUCACUCACGCUAGUGGACAGAAACGUGAAACGGAGCAUGUCAUAGAAGCAGCAGCGCGUGCAGCUCGAUCUUCACGUGCCAUGGGUGUCGGUAUCGGAGCUGCUGUGCUCACCGAUUCUCAAACUUUAUAUUCGGCUAGUGCCAUUGAAAACGGAGCUCUUAUGCUCUGCGCUGAACGCGUUGUGAUAAUGAAAAUGUUGACCUCCCACACCAGUUCUGUUAUCAUUGCCAUGGCGAUCUGCAGUGAACAACGUGCGUUACUACCUUUUCCUUGUGGAAACUGUCGUGAGCUUCUUGCAGAUUGUGGAGAUUUUCCUGUUCACCUUGUGAAUGCAAUUGGUGAAACUGAAGAGACCACUAGCUUCACAUUAUUUCCACGUGCACGACACUCAGAACUAACUCAGAUUUUGACCCGUUCUCAUUCUCCAAAACGUAACUCUGCAGUCACUUCAUCAGCUUUGACAGAUCAAAUACCAUUUGAAGUACGAGAUUGGACAACCCAAGAUGUUCUUAAGUGGUUAGACUCCGAUGUCGGUUUGUCUCAAUAUCAUCAAGUUUUUGAGCGCAAUCACAUUGACGGAUGUACGUUAAUUUUGCUCGAAGGGAGUGAUUUACAGCUGCUGCUUGGCAUCACUCACCCCUACCAUCGAUCUCGAUUACUUACCUCGAUUGAUAGAUUACGUGAUCGAGAGCUUCUAACUCAUGGUCUUGAUUACACUCAACUAGAAGAUUAUUUGGCUGUGCUUGAUAUUGAUCGAGUUACUGCAGUUGCUCAUCUCAAAAGUACGUUUGAUCGGCUUGAUGCAAACCACGAUGGAUUUCUCGACUUCACACAAGUAAAACAAGCUCUCUCUCGUCUUCGAUGUACCAUUCCUUCUCAUCCCUGCACUACCGAAUCAAUUGAAGCUUCCCCACAAGCAGUAGAGCGUUUAUUACACAGUGAAGAGCUCUUUGGGAAAGAGGCGGCUGAAACUGGCAACGUCUCAUUCCCAGCAUUUGCUCGAGCUUUCGCCAAACUUGCUAACCAACCAGCUGACACAUCGACUGUAACCCAAGGAGCAUUUGCAGUUCAUGCAUUUGGACCUAGACUUGCUGUACUGGAUCUGAAAAAGCUACGACAAUGUUAUAACAAUCAAGCUCUUGACAAUACUCUUGAUGAAGCAGGAUUAGUGCGAUUGCUUCGAGAACUCGGGCUCAGUGAUACACAGAGCACAGAGUUAGCUUGUCGGUGGCUAGAUGCACAGGAAACGAUCGAGGAAGCUAGCGAGCGGAUGGAUUUUGCCCAGUUUAUCACUAGGUACUCGCAGUAUGUAGAAUCGAAAGCAGGAACAGAAGCUACUAGUGUAGCAAGACUUCAACAACUCUUUCGUUCGUAUGAACCCGUUCAUUCCACGGAUUUGAAGCCACAAAGUGUUGUGCAUCGUGCACUGACAACAUUAUUUCCAGCUGUACCAAGUGACGAAGUGGCCGUCUGGUGUGCAGCCCAGUUGCCAUCGAAAAUAAGUAGUAAGGAUAGUAUUAAGCGGAAAGAGACAAUCAGUUUUGCAGACUUUACAUUGGCGUGCUUAGAAUUUGCAGCAGAAGUCUACGCUCAGGAUCAAGAAGCUGCUUUGAUUAAACGAUCGAUCCGAAACGAUGCGUUGGAACAUCGUAGUCGUGUGGUACACUUGCACAGCUCUGGGCACGUUCGAAUGUGUCCUCGCUAUGAAGAUCAAGAGAGCAAGAGAGAGUCAAAGACACAAUUAAAAGUUGCUGAGGAUAAAAAUUCUGUUGGACGAAGCAGUCCAGACGACGAUGACGAUGGCAAAUGUGAAAGCAAAGAUCGAGAUAGUGAAAGUGAUAAGAACAAGUUGAAAACGCGAACAAAACGCGAACUACAAGUCGAUGAAGCUUUUGAUCGAUUUAUAAGACGACACAGAGUGAAGUCUCGCAUUUCUAAGGACGAUAUCAAGGAUAAUAGUGAGGAAGAAGACGAGCAUUGUAUGCUUAACGCAGUCGAAGCAGCGCAAGCAGCACUCGAGCUUGGAGCUGUCUUGUCUCGUGAGCAAGUGCUGCGAUAUCUCGAACGCGAAGGUCUUGGUCGAAUACGUCGUCGAGAUAUUUCGCGUGCUGCCUUUCAUCGUCUUGUAAAACGCCUCGAUGCAAACCGCAAUUAUCCUCGUGAUCUCUUACUUGAUAUCGAAGACUUACCACGACAACAAGAAAAAAAAUCAGUGUCUUCGUGUCAAACUAGAACGAACAGCAAAAGUCCGCGUUCACGCGCAAGGAAAAAUAGGUUGGAUUACGACGAGUUCCUUCGACAAAAACAUAUCCAAUUGAAAGUUCCUGAGUGGAAAAAGCAAGUGAGUGCUCAUCGACAGAAGCAACAUAAACAAAAGGAGCGACAAGUCGCUAAGAAAUCACAUACACAUUCUAAAAAGCCAUCAGAUCGUGACAGCGAGGACGACGGAAAAAGUGACAGUGUUCAGAAUCGCUCGGACAGCUCAAAUUCUCAGUCCAUCAUCCAAUCGAGAAAAUCGCAUUAUCGCCGAACGUCACACCGUUCAAGACGUUUAAGAAAGCGACGUUCUCAAAGAAGCGAUCAUUAUGAUCGGCAUCAUUCGACCUAUUCAUCGGAAUCCUCAACUCAAACAGAGCGAUCAUCUCGCAACAACAAGUUACGUUCAUCCCCUUCUCGACAAAUCGGUCUUUUCAGCGGGUUUGAGCCAGAAACACGCGUUGCUAGUAUGGUCCAUGGAAGAGGAACGAUCGAAAGGAUCUAUCGUGACUAUUUUGUAGCUGACGUUCACUUUGACUCGGGUCGUCACGAGCGAAACGUUGAACUCAGUAGCUUACGCAUACUAUUCCCUGAAGACGAAAAUCGGAAUGGAUCGGAAUGGAUUAUUGGUACGCGUGUUUGUGUCACACUAAAAGACUCGAACAAGCAGCAAUUAGGAAAGAUCGUCUUGUGUCGUACAGACGGAACAUUUGACGUCUUAGUAAAUGAGAUUGAUCGUCCGAGAACGCUUAAACGGAUAGCACGCAAUGCAUUAUCUCUUGCUGAUAAGCAAAUCAAGUUUCAUCAAGGAGCUCAUGUGAUGGUACGUCACCAUACAGAAUACUUUCGAGGAAAAAUUUGUUCAUGUCGAAAAGACGGCACGUAUGAUGUCCAGCUUCUUAAAUCUCCACAAAAAGUACUUCAGCAUUUAGCACCGGAACUUCUUGCUCCAGACAAUGAUAAAGCUAAAUACUGUGAUAACGACUGUGAACAGAAAUCUGACAGUGAGAUGCAAUCAAAAUUCUCAAGAGGAGAUCGGAUUGAAGCUCGUUUUGGGGGUCAAGCAUCGUUCUACCCUGGUUCCGUUGAAUACGUGCAUCCAAAUGGAUUUUGUGAUAUCUCUUAUGACGACGGUGACGAGGAAGAACGUGUUUCUCCAAAUUUAAUUCGAACUAUUCAAAAGAUGGCUGGAGAUAGCAAGCAGUUACUUAAGAAAGCGGCUGACAACGCGUACGAAUCUGAUCUCUUCGACAGUGAUUAA
This is a messenger RNA of Plasmopara halstedii, 3861 nucleotides long. RefSeq lists its product as hypothetical. The transcript has a single exon. The record is from RefSeq and is a predicted model, not a curated record. Gene Ontology annotation, molecular function: calcium channel regulator activity; calcium ion binding; catalytic activity. Gene Ontology annotation, biological process: activation of store-operated calcium channel activity; intracellular calcium ion homeostasis; store-operated calcium entry. Gene Ontology annotation, cellular component: plasma membrane; endoplasmic reticulum. NCBI's taxonomy places the organism in Eukaryota, Oomycota, Peronosporomycetes, Peronosporales, Peronosporaceae. The coding region runs from base 1 to 3861 and encodes 1286 amino acids.